AUGGGGUUUAAGCAGUCCAAACCAAUACACUAUCCUCCAACAAGAAGGAAGAAUCGCAGAGAGAUCCAUGCUUUGAGUAGUAGUGAGGAUGACUCGGAUAUUCCAAAAGCCUUCUGUCCCUCAAGAGAAGAAGAAUUAAGGAAACGUUCCACUCAUUCGCUCGAGUUGAAGAAGAACAAGUUGCCCAUGCUCCGGACGAAUUCUUCCCCUCUUGAGAUUGUAAAGAAAUCGUUCAAAGAGAAUUUCCAUAAACGAUCCAAAUCCAUGCCUUAUCGAGUUUUCCCAGUGGAUGCCAACGAGGAUGAGAUUGAUCGAUUAAUCUCAUGGGAAGGAUCGGUGCGUGUCGAUACUUCUCCCAUAUUUCCAAUUCGUAAAGGAUCGAGAAAAAGUGUAUGCGAAGUGGCCAUUGUCAUAACCCCUCCAACAAAUCCUCCACAUUUCCAUCAUUUGUCCCCGACGUCGAUGAGUCACAAUGAACCCUUGAGAGCUCUCUUGCGAUAA
Molecule: messenger RNA, 501 nt
Organism: Naegleria fowleri
Lineage: Eukaryota; Heterolobosea; Eutetramitea; Acrasida; Naegleriidae
Exons: 1
Coding region: 1-501 (166 amino acids)
Source: RefSeq, a predicted model, not a curated record